Molecule: messenger RNA, 2167 nt
Organism: Jatropha curcas
Lineage: Eukaryota; Viridiplantae; Streptophyta; Magnoliopsida; Malpighiales; Euphorbiaceae
Source: RefSeq, a predicted model, not a curated record
AUGGAAUUUGAUGAAUAUGACUACCUGGAGAAAACAGUUGAAAACCCUGAAGCUCACAAGGCAAAGGAAACUGCCAAUGGUGGUGAUGAUUCCAUGAAGACAGGGGAGAAAGAAAGCAGCCGGAGUUCGAAACAUAAGAUCAGUGAGAAGGAUGAUGGUGAUGAUGACCAUCAUCGCUCAAAGCGCUCAAAAUCUGGAGAUGAAUCUCGUGAUCAUGACAGGCAUAAAGAAAAGGGUUCAUCUCGUCAUCGUUCGCGAUCCAGAGAUGGAGAGAGGGAUCGACAUCGGAGUAGCCGGGAACGUAGAGAUAGAGAUAGAGGUAGGGAUAAGGAGAGAGACAAAGAUAGGGAGGAGAGAAAUGAGAAAGAGAGGGACAGAGACAGAGAUAGAGAUCGAGAUCGGGUGCGAGAACGCGAACGUGACAGGAAGGAUCGGGAUCGUGAUAGUGAAAAGGAAAGGGACAAGGAGAGGGAAAGGGAGAGAGCACGUCGGAGCAGGAGCAGAUCAGAAAGGCAUCGAGAUGAAUUGGAUGAAAAGGAGAGAGAGAAGAGCCGGGACAGGGAGUACAGAGAAAGAGAAAGGGAGAGGGAGCCUAGGGAAUGGGACCGAGAAACCAGAAGAUAUAAAGAAAAGAAGGAAGAAGUUGCAGAGCCAGAAGCUGAUCCAGAACGGGAUCAGAGAACAGUAUUUGCUUAUCAGAUAUGUCUGAAGGCGGAUGAGAGAGAUGUCUAUGAAUUUUUCUCGAGGGCUGGCAAGGUUCGAGAUGUACGUCUCAUAAUGGAUAGAAAUUCAAGGCGUUCAAAGGGAGUUGGGUAUAUAGAGUUUUAUGAUGUGAUGUCAGUCCCUAUGGCCAUAGCACUCUCUGGGCAGCCUCUUCUUGGUCAACCAGUAAUGGUGAAACCUUCAGAAGCUGAAAAGAAUCUUGUUCAGUCUACUACAACUGUGAAUGCAGGAGCUGCUUCAUAUUCUGGAGGUGCUAGAAGGUUGUAUGUUGGCAACUUGCACUUCAACAUAACAGAAGAUCAACUUCGUCAGGUUUUUGAACCAUUUGGUACUGUGGAGUUGGUGCAAUUGCCUCUUGAUGAUACCGGGCACUGCAAAGGCUUUGGUUUUGUUCAGUUUGCACGUCUUGAAGAUGCUAGGAAUGCCUUAAAUUUAAAUGGACAAGUGGAGAUUGCUGGUCGGGCAAUCAAGGUGUCAACUGUUACUGACCAAACAGGAAUGCAAGAUGGUGGGACAAAUGCUGGCGAUUUUGAUGAUGAUGAAGGCGGUGGUUUGGCUCUGAAUGCACGUUCUCGAGCUAUUCUGAUGCAAAAGUUGGAUCGCAGUGGCACUGCCUCAAGUAUUGCUGGUUCAAUAGGAACUCCUGUUGUAAGUGCUGGCCUUGCCAUACCUGCAGCACCAAUUCUUGGAGCUGCACCUGGUGUUUCUCCUGCUGUUGCUCCUCUUAUGGCAGGUGCUGUUCCUGGUCUACCUGGACUUCCAGGUGCAGGCAUUCAACAUCCGGCUGCUGCAAUUCCUUCUGUGGAUAUGAUUGGUGUCCCAAGUGAAUGUUUAUUAUUGAAGAAUAUGUUUGAUCCUAAAUUAGAGACGGAACCGGACUUUGAUUUGGAUAUUAGAGAAGAUGUUCAAGAGGAGUGCUCCAAAUUUGGAAGUUUGAAGCAUAUUUACGUGGACAAGAAUAGUGCUGGUUUUGUAUAUUUACGAUUUGAGAAUACACAAGCUGCAAUAAAUGCACAACGUGCGCUUCAUGGAAGAUGGUUUGCUGGCAAGAUGAUUACUGCAACAUAUAUGGUGCCCCAGGUUUAUGAGGCUAAAUUCCUGGAUAGCAGAUAGGACUACAGACAGAUUUUGGAUGUCGAGAGAAUAUCAUAUCAGAUUUUAUGUUAAUUCUUCCUUCAUUGUAUUACAAGGAUGUUCUAACAUUAGGUGUUAUUUCGAUUAAAAAAAAAAAAAAUGGAAGUAGUUAGUUUCUGUUGUGUUCUCGUUUCGUUUGUAUUUUGGUUAAUGAAGUUGAAGGCGUUUGCAGCAUACUUGAUACUGUUAUAGACUUGUUUUAUGUGGACAACUUAAGUCAAGGUCCUUUUUUCUAGAUUAUAGGAUUUUGUCAUUUGAUCUUUCGUGCAAGACACAUUUUCCAGAUUAUAUUUUCAUUUGGAAUUGUGCA